Molecule: messenger RNA, 2589 nt
Organism: Juglans regia (Persian walnut)
Lineage: Eukaryota; Viridiplantae; Streptophyta; Magnoliopsida; Fagales; Juglandaceae
Product: dnaJ homolog subfamily C member 2-like
Exons: 2
Coding region: 298-2244 (648 amino acids)
Biological process (GO): regulation of translational fidelity; 'de novo' cotranslational protein folding
Cellular component (GO): cytosol
Molecular function (GO): ribosome binding; Hsp70 protein binding
Source: RefSeq, a predicted model, not a curated record
AAAACAGACCCAAAAUAUCAGAGAUUCAGAGACAGCCCUAAAGUAAACAGUCCGACUCGUUUUCAUUAGGGCAAAAUAAAGCCAUCUCUUUCCCCCCCUAGAAUGUUAUUAUGAGAGACGGACACUGAAACUCUCAAUCCCGAUCAACUGAAAAGCCCUACAAAGGGCAAAGUCUCAAUCUUUCUCCCUCUCGAUUUCUCUCAAGUUGGACAUUGUUUAAAUUCUUAUUAAACGGGGUACGGUUCUGAACUGAAGUGUAGCUAGUCCCACAUAUCGAUAUUGGCUUUUUUGACAGUCAUGGCUGUCUGUACGAAGUUUCGGUUGAUUUCAUACGCAGAAGAGAUUGUAGAUGGACAGCCAAUCUAUGUCUAUUCGAAUUGCCUUCCUGUCAAGGCUCUAAGGUACGAACCUGCUGGGCAUGCUUUCCAUGCUGCUGCUCUCAGGCUCCUUGGUUGUGAGGAGAAAGAGGCAGAUGAUGAUGAUCAAAAGGUAGCCGAUGAUAAGGGCCAGACAUAUGUGCCAUCAUCUGAUUCAUAUAGCAGCAAAGGGAAAAAGAAAUCUGGUGCUGGAGCGAAGCAACAAGAUCACUAUGCAUUAUUGGGUUUGAGCCAUUUAAGAUAUCUUGCCACUGAGGAGCAGAUAAGAAAAAGCUACCGUGAGACUGCUCUGAAGCAUCAUCCUGACAAACAGGCUGCUCUUCUUCUUGCUGAGGAAACAGAAGCCGCAAAACAAGCAAAGAAGGAUGAAAUAGAAAACCAUUUUAAGUCCAUCCAGGAAGCAUAUGAGGUGUUAAUGGAUCCUGUCAGGAGAAGAAUAUAUGACUCGACAGAUGAGUUUGAUGAUGACAUUCCCACUGACUGUGCCCCACAGGACUUCUUCAAGGUGUUCGGUCCAGCUUUUUUGAGAAACGGGAGGUGGUCUGUUAACCAACCAGUCCCAUUUUUAGGUGAUGAGAAUACUCUGUUAAAAGAAGUGGAUAGUUUCUAUAACUUUUGGUAUAGCUUUAAAAGUUGGAGAGAAUUCCCACAUGCUGAUGAGUUUGAUUUGGAGCAAGCUGAGUCUCGUGACCAUAAGCGGUGGAUGGAGAGGCAGAAUGCAAAACUCUCAGAAAAGGCUAGGAAGGAAGAAUGUACACGGAUACGUGUACUUGUUGACAAUGCCUAUAAAAGAGACCCAAGAAUACUGAGGAGAAAGGAAGAAGAGAGAGCUGAGAAGCAGAGGAAAAAAGAGGCUAAGUUUCUUGCAAAGAAGUUGCAGGAGGAGGAAGCUGCUAGGAUAGCUGAAGAGGAGAGACGUCAGAAAGAGGAGGAGGAAAGACGAGCUGCAGAAGUGGCUUCACAGCAAAAGAAGGAGAAAGAGAAGGAGAAGAAACUCCUACGCAAAGAAAGGGCUCGUCUUAGAACACUUUCAAGGCCUGUUGUAUCACCGCAUUUGCUUGAUCUUUCUGAGGAUGAUGUUGAAAGUCUUUGUAUGUCACUUGAUAUCAAGCAGCUAAGGACUUUAUGCGACAUGAUGGAGGGGAAAGAAGGAAUAGAGCUUGCAAAAGUUCUCAGAGAUGCAGAUGGAUAUAAAAAUGAUUCCGAGGGUAAGAAAGAACAUGGACAAACUCAACAGCAGAAUGGUACAGUAGAGUCCAACGGUAAUGUCUCAUUAAAGAGUUUUGAGAAGAAGGAGAAACCUUGGAGCAAAGAAGAAAUUGAGCUUUUGAAAAAGGGUAUGCAGAAGUAUCCCAAAGGAAUAUCUCGUAGGUGGGAGGUUGUUUCAGAAUACAUUGGAACAGGUAGAUCUGUGGAAGAGAUUCUGAAGGCAACCAAAACGGUUCUUCUCCAGAAGCCUGACGCUGCCAAAGCAUUUGAUUCAUUUAUUGAGAAGAGAAAACCUGCACCGUCCAUUGCAUCUCCACUUACUACUAGAGAGGAAAUAGAAGGGGUAUCGACAAGUCAGGGUUCUGAAAACAGUGCUCUAAAGAACAAUAGUCCGGAAGGGUCUUUAACCAGAAGCACAAACAACCAGAAUGCUUCUGAGUCAACUGCGGCAAAUGGGGUUUCGUCAAGUUCAGAGCAAGAUGUGUGGUCUGCUGUACAAGAAAGGGCUCUGGUUCAGGCUUUAAAAACCUUCCCAAAGGAAGCCAAUCAGCGUUGGGAACGAGUUGCAGCAGCGGUGCCUGGGAAGACUGUGAACCAGUGCAAGAAGAAAUUUACAUUGCUGAAGGAGAGCUUUAGAAACAAGAAAAAUGCAGUAUAAUUGGUUGGGUUUUGUCUGAGGGUGCAUAAAAAUUGAAAAGGCGCAUGAGGGAAAUGUUUUUGGGUACCUACCUCAUAUUUAGUUCUUCCAUGGUAGGCAACAUUCAAGCUACGCUGUACUUGACAUAAAUUUCUUCAUCAGGUUUCAAUCCUGAUUUUGUUCCUAUGCCAUAGGCUUUAUAGUUAAUAUUUUUUUGAAUGGGAGAGUUCAAGAUGGCAAGAGUUGUUCCAACUUCCAAAUCCUCUUGAUCCACCGUUUAAGUUUAUUUUUGUUGAUGGAGAUCUAUUUUAUGCUCUCGUGUUUCAGACCAUACUUCAUAAUAAUAGAAUAUGGAUUCAAGGUGUU